AUGGUGAUGGUUCUGGCCUCUUGGUAUCAUGACAGUCUGGUUUUUGUAUGUGGGAUGUUUCUUUUGGGAGACUGCAUGAUGGUCAUAUGGCCUAUGGGCUGUAAAUUUUUGUCAGCUAUAUGUGUGAUUUACUAUUUCUCGGGAAGUAGCUCUUCCAGUAUUGGAGCAAUUGUUGGUGGAGUGACUGCUGGCACAGCCUUGCUAUUUUCUGUUUUCCAGCUACCGGCGGUGGCGGCGAGUGUGGCGAUGAGGCGGCCUCACAGCAUUGCCUUGCCAGGUUGCGUUUCAGCUUGUGCGCUUUCUGGUGGCCGCGCGAGUGGCGGCGAGCUGCAGAACUUCCUGAGGCAGCAGCAGCAGGCGAAGACCGCAUGGAACCUGGCGGCCACCACACCGACGGUUGCAGCUCUGAUAUCUUAUUUUGUGCACGGAGAAGCUCUUCCAGUAGACCAGUACUGGAGCAAUUGCUGGUGGAGUGGCUCGUUAUUAUUGGGUUUACCCGUUAACUGA
Molecule: messenger RNA, 507 nt
Organism: Miscanthus lutarioriparius
Lineage: Eukaryota; Viridiplantae; Streptophyta; Magnoliopsida; Poales; Poaceae
Source: the annotation of a GenBank genome assembly